UUUUUUAAAAGGAAGGCGAGGAUCAAUUUUGGAGCCAUAUCAUGUACAGCAAUCAGGAUGCAGCUUCGUCGCCCGGAAAAACAGACUCCGCGUCGGGCGGACGUCGACGAGAGAACAAGGGAAAGGGUCGGAAAGGUAAGAUCAAUACCAGUGCAGCAGUAUGUUGUGAAUGUUCGACUUUGAGCAGGGCAUUGAAGAAAGUCACAGCUGCUCGAAGAAUCUCUUUCUUUGGCACAAAACGUAAAACUUUUGCAACAUCAUGUGUAAAACUUACUUUCAACUACAUUCGCAGGUAAAGGCAAAGAAGGUGGUCAACAGCAGGGAGCCCCUGCUUCUACCACCGGUGCUGCAGCUGCAUCCACUAGCUCUUCACAAUCUUCUGCUGCGCCGAAGGAUCAGCAAAGCAAGAAGAACAGCCAAAGCGAGGACCAUUCCUCGACCAAGGCCUGGGAGAACAACACUAGCAAUGUGAUUUACCGCAAGAAGCAAGUUCCGACGAGCGGCGGAGCCACAACUAGUGCAGCCAGCACUGGAACAAGCAACAAAGAGUCUACUUCAGCUGCGACGGCGAACUCCGCAUCGCACAAGAAGAAAGACGAGCACGUCGGCAGUGGUACAAAUAGUAGCUCGUCGAGCGCCAAUGCUAGUAGCCAUUCGUCCUCCUACCAGGAGGCGGCCACGAAGGCAGAUCGCAGCAAUAACGCUGCGGCUUCGACACCGCAAACGAGCAGCAGCUCGUCUAGUUCGUCCUCCAGUGCGG
Messenger RNA from Amoebophrya sp. A120, 760 nucleotides. The record is from the annotation of a GenBank genome assembly. NCBI's taxonomy places the organism in Eukaryota, Dinophyceae, Syndiniales, Amoebophryaceae.